GUGGAAGGAAGCUAGAAAGAACACUUGUGCUUUUGUUAGCCCUACAGAAGAGGCAGAGAAACAAGAGAUAACAAAGGCUCCAUUUCCUUUCUGUGAGAGAAGGCUUUUUUGUCUUUCCUCCUGCAACAAUGUCUGUGUCAGGCAAGAAAGAGUUUGAUGUGAAACAGAUCCUAAGGCUACGCUGGAGGUGGUUUAGUCAUCCUUCUCAAGGUUCGCCCAACACUGUAAGCUGCCUUCAGCAGGAAGGAUAUGAGCAUAGAGGGACCCCGGUUCAGGGCAGGUUGAAGAACCACUCUCGGGACAGAAACGGACUGAGGAAAAGCAACAGUCCUGUCCACCACAAUAUACUGGCACCAGUGCCAGGACCAGCCCCUGCCCAUCAAAGAGUCCUUCAGAAUUGGCACCAACAAAACCUGAUAGAACAUCUUCAAGCAAAUGAAGAUACUCUUAAAGCAGUUCCAGAAGAGAAUUUAUUCAAAGAGGCUUGUGAGAAACGCUCACAAGAUUUGGAGAUGAUGGCUGAUGACAAUAUAGAAAAUUCUACAGCAAGGUUAGGUACAGAACAUCUUGAAGAAAUUAAUAUGACCAGAUCUGAGGAGCAGUUUCAAGCUGUAAACCAUGCAGAGCAAACUCUCUGUAAAAUGGAGAACUACUUGAAAGAGAAACAACUGUGUGAUGUGCUACUCAUUGCUGGACACCUCCGAAUCCCAGCCCAUCGGUUGGUUCUCAGUGCAGUGUCUGAUUAUUUUGCUGCAAUGUUUACUAAUGAUGUGCUUGAAGCCAAACAAGAAGAGGUCAGGAUGGAAGGAGUAGAUCCAAAUGCACUUAAUUCCUUGGUGCAGUAUGCUUACACAGGUGUCCUGCAAUUGAAGGAAGAUUCCAUUGAAAAUUUGCUGGCUGCAGCAUGUCUCUUGCAGCUGACUCAGGUCAUUGAAGUCUGUUCCAAUUUCCUCAUAAAGCAGCUCCACCCUUCAAAUUGCUUAGGGAUUCGAUCAUUUGGAGAUGCCCAAGGCUGUGCAGAGCUUCUGAAUGUGGCACAUAAGUAUACUAUGGAACACUUCAUUGAGGUAAUACAGAACCAAGAAUUUCUCCUGCUUCCAGCUAAUGAAAUUUCAAAACUUCUAUGCAGUGAUGACAUCAAUGUGCCCAAUGAAGAAACUAUUUUUCAUGCUCUAAUGCAGUGGGUGGGACAUGAUGUGCAGACUAGGCAACAAGACCUGACGAGGCUGCUUUCUUAUAUCAGACUCCCAUUACUCCCACCACAGUUACUGGCAGAUCUUGAAAACAGUUCUAUGUUUGCUGGUGAUCUUGAGUGUCAGAAGCUCCUGAUUGAAGCUAUGAAGUAUCAUCUCUUACCUGAGAGAAGACCCAUGAUGCAAAGCCCUCGGACAAAGCCUAGAAAAUCAACUGUGGGGGCACUUUAUGCUGUGGGAGGAAUGGAUGCUAUGAAAGGUACUACUACAAUUGAAAAAUAUGACCUCAGGACUGACAGUUGGCUACACAUUGGCACCAUGAAUGGCCGUAGGCUUCAGUUUGGAGUUGCAGUUAUUGAUAAUAAGCUCUAUGUCGUAGGAGGAAGAGACGGUUUACAAACUUUGAAUACUGUGGAAUGCUUUAAUCCAGUUGGCAAAAUCUGGACUGUGAUGCCUCCCAUGUCAACACAUCGGCAUGGCUUAGGUGUAGCCACACUUGAAGGACCAAUGUAUGCUGUAGGUGGUCAUGAUGGAUGGAGCUAUCUAAAUACUGUAGAAAGAUGGGACCCUGAGGGACGCCAGUGGAAUUAUGUGGCCAGUAUGUCAACUCCUAGAAGCACAGUUGGUGUUGUUGCAUUAAACAACAAGUUAUAUGCUAUUGGUGGACGUGAUGGAAGUUCCUGCCUCAAAUCAAUGGAAUACUUUGACCCACACACUAACAAGUGGAGUCUGUGUGCUCCAAUGUCCAAAAGACGUGGAGGUGUGGGAGUUGCAACAUAUAAUGGAUUUUUAUAUGUUGUAGGAGGUCAUGAUGCCCCUGCCUCUAACCAUUGCUCCAGGCUUUCUGACUGUGUGGAACGGUAUGAUCCAAAGAAUGAUUCAUGGUCAACUGUGGCGCCUCUGAGUGUUCCUAGAGAUGCUGUUGCUGUGUGCCCCCUGGGAGACAAGCUCUAUGUGGUUGGAGGAUAUGAUGGACAUACUUAUUUGAACACUGUUGAGUCAUAUGAUGCACAGAAAAAUGAAUGGAAAGAGGAAGUUCCUGUUAACAUUGGAAGAGCUGGUGCAUGUGUAGUGGUGGUGAAGCUACCCUAAAUCUAUUUUUAUCAAAUGGAAUGAAACUGGAUAAUUUCAAGAAACAGAGUAGAAAGGAGAGAUGAAACACAUGUUAGUUAACCAUGUUAUUUACUGUGAUUAAUAUCAAAUUGGAAAGUUAUUGUUCUGUCUUAAUAUGUAGUUAUAAUUGCUCUCAUUUGUGAAUCCAACACAAAGUUUUAAACGUGAAUUACAUGAGUUCUAAGUGUAUGUGUUGUUGCAGCUGACAAUAUAAGGGGAAAUUCAAUAGUCUAGGUUUAGCCUCAUUAUUAUAAAAUGUUGAAAUAUUUAAUGAAAUUGAUGGAGGCCAAAGUGUUAAGGUUAUAAAAGCAUUAGUAAUUUUCAUAUUAAGAGCCUUGGAAGUUAAAAGCAUUUUUAAUUUCAAAAAAGGUACUCUAUUACCUGGAAUAUAACUUAAUAUAAAAGAGAACAUCUUAAAGCUUAAAAUAUAAAGUUUGAUUUUUAGUAAGACACCAUUCUCUCAUUCAGAUAAUAUCCUAACCAUCUAAAUAAUACCUCACAUUUACCAAAUGGAAAAAUUUUACUGUGUUAAGGCUGAAAAAAUAUGGCUCAUUGACAUAAUUGGUAAUGCUGAUCAUAGUAUGGCAAAUUUUUCACAAGCUUACUCAUUUUCAGUAACCAUCUGCCAGAGCACAUAUAUAGAUUUGAUAUUUCUUAACAAAUUUUCUUAUUAGAUUUGUUUCCAGUAAGAUAUUGUUGUAAUUUCAUAUAUACAAUCUAUACAAUAAAAUAGUGAAUAUUUAUCAUAUUGAUACAAACCAUGACCUCAACUUCAGAGUGUCAGAGCCUCAUUUAUAUAGAAAGAAAUGUCCUCCUCAAACAUUUAUGUGAACUCUGUAAACACAUAUCAUUAAGUUAAAUAAGUUUUCAAAAACAGGAUAAUUUUUAAAUUCAUUAAAAUUGAGAAGAUGUUCCACAAUGUUAACACAUGGAAACACCAAAAUGUGCAAUAUGCAUGGUCAAUUCUACAGUUGUCUUUUAUGUAUCAAUACAUACCUUUAUUUUAAUGUUAUAUUUAUCCCAUAGAAAAUGGUAAGGAUGUAUACAAUAUACAAAAAAAGACUUUUUUAAUUGAAAAAAACAAAAAAUGGCUAGUAUUUUAGUAGUAUUUUAUCUUUAAAUUCUUACCUCCAUUUCAUUCAAUUAUAAAACUAAGAUGAAAUAUUGAAAAGAACCUUUAUGAAAGUAACUUUUCAAGUAAAUGUACAAUUUUAAAAUUUCUAUAAUAAGCUCUUUUAAACAGACUUUGUAUUGUAGUUUGUGAAACCAACAAAUAAAAUCCAGAGAGAUACUUAUAAAAUGUACUACUACCUUUUGAGUUUUAAAAAAGAACAACAUAAACAUAAAUUGUAGAAAGAUAUUUGUACUCUGAUAAAUUGAAUUUAAAUAAAAUAUAUUUCCUCU
Messenger RNA from Microcebus murinus (gray mouse lemur), 3710 nucleotides. RefSeq names its product kelch like family member 4 (gene KLHL4). The record is from RefSeq and is a predicted model, not a curated record. Gene Ontology annotation, molecular function: protein binding. Lineage: Eukaryota; Metazoa; Chordata; Mammalia; Primates; Cheirogaleidae.